Messenger RNA from Stylonychia lemnae, 1932 nucleotides. The record is from the annotation of a GenBank genome assembly. NCBI's taxonomy places the organism in Eukaryota, Ciliophora, Spirotrichea, Sporadotrichida, Oxytrichidae.
AUGAAUGAAGACUUGAUGGUCGAGGACAUUCAUCUACCAAUGCAAACUACUUCUACCUUGGGUCAGUACCCGAGAGCACAAUACUAAAACAACAAAACGCCUUUGAGAGACAGACCUCCAAAUGACAUGAACCAGCAAGUGGUGAAUAUGAAGUUGAUUUAGCCAGAUAGAUCUACUAAUUAACUUCAGCAAUAAUAAAAUCAUUAAAAUAACUUUCAAGAGGACUAGUUUUUUAACUCUCACAAUGAAAAGUCUAGUGUCGCUAAUAACAUGCUCAGCUCCAUGAUAGUUGACUACGAUCAGAUUGUGUUAGAAUCAAAUGAGUUUGAUGUAGAGAUACUGAGGCAGCUGCCAGGCUAUGUAUAACGGAAAUACCCCGAUGCACUAUUUAUGGGUUAACUUAUAAAUGGUAAACGCUUUGGCAAAGGAGUGAUGAGAUAUAAGAAUGGGCGAUAGUAUGAGGGCGAUUGGGAGAACGACCUCAGACAUGGCAAGGGAUUUGAAAGAUAUCCAAAUGGAAACUCUUACUAUGGUCAUUUCAAGAUGGGGAAAGCUCAUGGCAAAGGUGUCUACUCUUGGAGUAAUGGAGAGGUCUAUGAUGGAGAAUGGGAUUAGGGAUUAAAACAUGGAUAUGGGAUAUGGAGAGGACUCUACAAUGAUUCCUACAUAGGUGAAUGGAGAUCAUCCAAAGCAGAGGGGUAUGGAGUGCAUACAUGGAAGAAUGGAGACAGGUAUGAAGGAGAGUGGAAAUGCUGUCUCAAACACGGAUAAGGAACAGACAUAUUCGCUAAUGGUGAUAUUUAUACCGGAGAAUAUAAGGAAGGCAAGCCUGAAGGGAAAGGUCAGUACACUUGGUCAAAUGGUUCAUUUUAUAUUGGAGAGUUCAGAAAUGGACUCAAGCAUGGAAAAGGUAGAUGGAAGAGCGGCAAGGGACCUUAGUGCAAUCAAUACGAGGGAGACUAUAUCUCAGACAAGAAAUAGGGCUAUGGUGUAUUUACCUGGGCAAGUGGCAAUAUUUAUAAAGGAGAGUACAAGGAAGAUGAGCGUGAUGGUUAUGGUGAGAUGAAGUGGACUGAUAGUAGCAUCUAUCAGGGUGAGUGGAACAAAGGAAUCCAACAUGGUUAUGGUAAAAUGAUCUUCCCAAACGGUACAGUGAAAGAGGGCUACUUUGAAUUCAAUGUGUAUAAGGGUCCAAAAUAGAACCAAUAGCAGGAUGGCUCACCUUCUUAGAACAAUGACAAUAUGAGAUCAACAAGAGCAAGUAGCAACUUCUACCAGGGCCCCAAUCCUUAUAAAGGCCCAGCAUAAACUUAGGAGCUAAUAAACAUUUAGCAAAAUGUUCAGUUUCCUGAUAUUGUACAAGCUCAAAUAGUCUAAAACAUGUCGCCCUAGCUGACCAAAAACUAAGCGAUAUUGCCUAAGUCAAUUCCUAAGAUGAGAGGCUCGGUGAAUUAGAUGACCGCUGCCUAGUAAUAUUAAGGAGCUUCGAAUGGCUUCAGUCAAGCAAGCUCCUUCUACAAGUACCAAAGAGACCAAAUCAGCAGUAAAGACUCUGCUCGAGGUAUCAGGAAUGUAUCCCAAGAGAAGCAAUCGAAUAGAGUAUCAGGUCUGAAUGACUCAAUAAAUGUGGGCAGGUAAAUCAUCCAUCAGCAAAUCAACUAGCAAAACAACAAUAACAACCACUCGUAAAAUAGAGAGAUGAUAAUGAGAACCACAGUGAAAAGCAAUAACAGUGGCAAUAGUAAUAAGUCCUGGAUACAGUACAAAAACUCUCAAGUAGAUGUGAACAACUACAACAUGAAUGAGUAUGUUGGGCAUUAGCAGAUGAAUUAGUACAUGAACUAGCCUAAUCGUGGGACAAUCAUAAAUGCUAACAAUAAAAAGCUGAUCACCAAUAAUACAUAGUAAAGGAAAAGAAAAGUAAGAGAAUGA